UCCGUGAGAGUCGAAGAAAAACCUUUAGCCCGCUAUCUCCCUCCAUUUCCCGCUCCGAGGCUCUGCAGCUACCAUUUCGAGUUCACUCCGGAACCUCCCCAGCAUAUGCAAUUGGAGUUUUUGGGCGGUUCUUCCGUUCUCAGGUCGCCACAUUUGGGUCCUUACAGGCACACGAUGGCAGCCUUUGGUGCUCUUUCACUAUGUCCCUGCAGCCCCCUGCCGCGCCCACGUACCAUUUAUUGUUACAGUGGUACUCCUAAAGUUUUAGGCAAUAAUGUCUCUAGAGUACACCGCAAAAGACCGGGAAGAUUAGAAGGUGCUAGAAAAAGCAUGGAAGAUUCUGUUAAACGCAAGAUGGAACAGUUUUAUGAAGGUUCAGAUGGUCCGCCCCUCCGUGUUCUUCCAAUUGGCGGCCUUGGUGAAAUUGGGAUGAAUUGUAUGCUUGUUGGGAAUUAUGACCGUUACAUUUUGAUUGAUGCUGGUGUCAUGUUUCCUGACCACGAUGAGCUUGGUGUUCAGAAAAUUAUACCCGAUACCACAUUCAUCAGAAGAUGGAGUCACAAAAUUGAAGCUGUUGUCAUUACACAUGGUCAUGAAGAUCACAUUGGUGCGUUGCCAUGGGUAAUUCCAGCUUUGGAUUCCCAUACACCAAUUUACGCUUCAUCCUUUACAGUGGAGCUAAUAAAAAAGCGUCUGAAGGAAAAUGGGAUUUUUGUUCCUUCUAGACUUAAGGUGUUUAAGAUGAGAAAGAGAUUCACAGCUGGGCCAUUUGAAAUAGAGCCAAUUAGGGUUACCCAUUCCAUUCCUGAUUGUUGUGGAUUGGUUCUUCGAUGUGCUGAUGGUACAAUUCUUCAUACUGGAGACUGGAAGAUUGAUGAGUCCCCAUUGGAUGGUAAAGUCUUUGAUCGAGAAACUUUGGAAGAAUUAUCAAAAGAAGGAGUUACUCUUAUGAUGAGUGACUCAACAAAUGUACUAUCUCCUGGAAGGACGAUUAGUGAGUCUGUGGUGGCAGAUGCUCUUUUAAGACGUAUCUCUGCAGCUAAAGGAAGGGUCAUCACGACUCAAUUUGCUUCAAAUAUACACCGCCUUGGAAGUGUGAAAGCAGCCGCUGAUUUAACUGGUAGAAAGUUGGUAUUUGUUGGGAUGUCUUUAAGGACAUAUCUGGAGGCAGCCUGGAAGGAUGGAAAGGCACCAAUUGACCCAUCGACCUUGGUAAAAGUGGAGGACAUUGAAGCCUAUGCACCAAAAGAUUUAUUGAUUGUCACAACUGGCUCACAAGCAGAACCACGUGCUGCCCUAAAUCUUGCAUCGUAUGGAAGUAGUCACUCUCUCAAACUGAGCAAGGAAGAUAUGAUUUUGUAUUCGGCCAAGGUUAUUCCUGGUAAUGAAUCUAGAGUGAUGAAAAUGUUGAACCGUAUAUCAGAGAUUGGAUCAAAUAUAAUCAUGGGCAAGAAUGAGUUGCUGCACACAUCUGGUCAUGCAUAUCGUGGAGAAUUGGAGGAAAUACUACAAAUUGUUAAACCGCAGCAUUUUUUACCCAUUCAUGGAGAGCUUUUAUUCCUUAAGGAGCAUGAGCUGCUGGGCCGGUCGACAGGCAUCCGACACACAACUGUGAUUAAAAAUGGAGAAAUGCUUGGAGUAUCUCAUUUGAGAAACAGAAGAGUUUUAUCCAAUGGUUUCACCUCUCUCGGGAAGGAGAAUUUACAGUUGAAGUAUAGUGAUGGUGAUAAAGCAUUUGGAUCCUCAUCUGAGCUCUUUGUUGACGAGAGACUAAAGAUUGCAACAGAUGGCAUAAUAGUGGUCAGUAUGGAAAUCUUGCGACCUCAAAGUAUAGACGGUUUAAAUGAGACUGUCAUCAAAGGAAAACUAAGAAUCACUACUCGAUGCUUAUGGCUCGACAAGGGGAAGCUUUUAGAUGCACUUCACAAAGCCGCUCAUGCAGCACUUUCAAGUUGCCCCGUAAAUUGUCCUCUAGCUCACAUGGAAAGAACUGUGUCUGAACUUUUGAAGAAGAUGGUUAGAAAAUACAGUGGUAAGAGGCCUGAAGUCAUAGUCUUGGCUGUGGAGAACCCUGGAGGAGUUCUAUCCGAACAGCUUGGUAGAAGGCUUUCAGGGAAGUCCGAUACUAGAUUCGGGAUGUCAGCACUGAGAAAAGCAGUUGUUGGACAGCCAACUAAGUGCCACUUAAACGGCAUAAGACCAGAUGGAAAUGACGAUUUGCAUUCUGAGGAUAACUCAAGUCAGGAGUCCCAAGGUUAUUAUAUUGAACCUGGAAGCCUACUUCCUGAAGAAGACUACAAUUCCUCAAACUCCAACUUGACAGAGACACAAUCCUCCGAUACCGAGGACAUGGAAGAUUUCUGGACACCGUUUAUCACGCCAUCCUCUCCUGUUAAUGAAUUGGUAAAGGAGAAUGAGGGUUCUGUUCAACCAUCAAAAAAUACGCUGGAGAUUUCAAACGGACUGAAAACAUCAAAUUCUUCGGAGAAGCCUUUGAGGCCUUUGAAGCCUGUUAAAAGCAAUAAAUGGAAACCUGAGGAGAUGAAGAGACUUAUAAAAUUACGUGGCCAAUUGCAUGCCAGGUUUCAAGUUGCCAAGGGACGAAUGGCAUUAUGGGAAGAGAUAUCCACAUGUAUGUUGGGUGAUGGAAUGAAUCGGAGUCCAGGACAGUGCAAAUCCAUGUGGGCAUCUCUGGUUCAGAAAUAUGAGCAGGAUAGCAAACGUGAAAAGACAAUCAAGAAAAGUUGGCCAUACUUGGAGGAAAUGGACGCCAUAUUGUCUGAUUCAGAGGCAGUAGCAUCAAAAUAAGAGGAUUUUGAAGAAAACUUAGUAAUAUUUAUUCCAUACAGCCUGGAGAAACGACCCAUUUGGCAUUUUUACAUGAACAUUGGCUCCUGCAGCGGAGGAAUGGGCAAAAUGUAUUGGGACCUGGCGAACAUGUGAAUCAAACGAAAUGGAAACUCCACAACUCGUACAUUUUAGGGAAAUUUAUAUGCCAAUUUUGUUAUGCUUGGUCUUCAAUGGGCCGUUCUUUGGGCCUGGCCCUGAAUGUCGUUUACCACGAGUAGUUUACUUCGUGGAGAAGGCGACACGUGUUACGUGUAAAUGUAUUGAGGGAAGGAAUAAACGUUUUAAACACUGGUUCCACGUGAUGCA
Cucurbita moschata (crookneck pumpkin) is the source of this 3156-nucleotide messenger RNA. RefSeq names its product ribonuclease J-like. Lineage: Eukaryota; Viridiplantae; Streptophyta; Magnoliopsida; Cucurbitales; Cucurbitaceae. The transcript is spliced from 17 exons. Bases 106 to 2808 code for a protein of 900 amino acids. The record is from RefSeq and is a predicted model, not a curated record.